Molecule: messenger RNA, 584 nt
Organism: Elaeis guineensis (African oil palm)
Lineage: Eukaryota; Viridiplantae; Streptophyta; Magnoliopsida; Arecales; Arecaceae
Source: RefSeq, a predicted model, not a curated record
GGUUCUGUUUAACUGAUGAUUGUCUUGUUUGUUGUUCUUCUGGUUGCCUUUCUUAGUGAGACAGAGGGAAACAGCAUGCAACCUUCUCGAGUUUCUGGCCUUGCAGCCAUUGAGCAGUCUAUUGGCUUUCGCAUAGAGGAUGCAGUUGAUCUAAGCAGAAAUCCUUUGUUUAACCCAAAAUCAAGUGGCCAAUCUUCUGACCCUCUUCAAUUUGGUGCUUUUAGUAAGCCUCUUGCUUCUACUGAUAUUACUCCAGCGGCAGCUAGAAUAGGGUCACUUGCAGUUCUGCAACAAAAAGGGCAGCAGCCUAAUCUGGUGUCAUCAUCCAGCGGUCACAUUGAGAACUGGGGUGAAUCUACAAUGGGAGAUGCUAGUCCUAAGACUGACACAUCAACAGAUGUGGAUACUGAUGACAAGAAUCAGAGGGUAAUAUAGCAUUCUAUCACCAUCUGUUAGUGAUGUUCUUUGACAGUGAGCUCUUUCUCUGUUUUUGGAUGGCUAUAUAAGGUUAUGUACUUUGUUCCUCUUCUGUUUUGCUGCAGCUUAAGCCAUUGGAUCUGCUAACACUCAAUAUUCAUCUGAUU